Molecule: messenger RNA, 1025 nt
Organism: Cannabis sativa
Lineage: Eukaryota; Viridiplantae; Streptophyta; Magnoliopsida; Rosales; Cannabaceae
Exons: 3
Coding region: 111-743 (210 amino acids)
Source: RefSeq, a predicted model, not a curated record
GGUAUACGAGAGAAUAUAUAUACGGAGAAAUGCCAAAAGUGUAAAUAACGUGUUUUGGAUUGUUAUACUUCCCCUAUCCGAGUCGUAACAAAGGAGGAGUUGCGAAGAGAAUGGCGCCGGUUCUGUACCUAAGCCCGCCAACUCUAACCCCAACACUCUCUUACUCUUCCUCCCACUUAAAUCGUUACCUACUCACCCACACCACUUGCCCUCCUCGAAAUGUCGCCCAUGGAUGGACCAUUCUUCAGCGAAACCUCAAGUGCCAUGGCAGGUUUUCUUGCCUUUUCUCUGACAAUCGUCGAGAGGAUGAAGCUAAGAAAGCAUUAGAAGGUGCUCUUGGUGGAAAGAAAAAUGAAUUUGAGAAAUGGAACAAAGAAAUAAAGCAGAGAGAAGAGGCUGGUGGAGGUGGUGAUGCUGGUGGUGGAGGUUGGUUUGGAUGGGGUGGACGGUUUGGAUGGUCCAAUGACGACAAUUUCUGGCAAGAAGCACAACAAGCAAGUCUUGCCGUGUUAGGUAUUCUCAUCAUGUAUCUUAUAGUUGCAAAAGGAGAAGUAAUGCUUGCCGUCGUAUUCAAUCCUUUGUUGUAUGUUCUAAGAGGGACAAGAAAUGGGCUUACUUCCGUAACAUCUAGAAUUUCGGGGAGGACAUCACCAAGUAGUUUCAAUGAUUCUGAUAUCAAAUCAAAUGAAGCCUACAAUCGUGUCUCUGCUAAAGACAGAGUAUCAAGCAAAUGGGGAAACUAGUGAUUUUUGUGUUUUUCACAGUGGUGUCUGGUAAAGGCGAUAUCAAACAAUUGAAGAGAAAGGAGAGUAUUGAUUAUUUAUGUUUUUCGCUUAUACAUUGUCCCCAUGUUUUGUGAAGGUGAAAUCUGAAAAUAUGGAUUGUACCAUGUUCAUUUUGUCCUUCAGAUUUUGGAGUUAGUUUUUAAAAUUUCCAGUGAAUCAAAUAUACAAUGUGUGUCGUAUUUCAUCUUUAGAUUUCAUAAGACUUGGGACUAACAUAAUACAUAUACCGUCUCUCGCUCA